UGUUUUCCAUGUAACGUGGGUCACAUGAUCUCCUGACGUCACGCGAGAACGCAACCUGCUUGUUGGCUAACUGUGUAGCCUCUGAAGCGGGCUAGCGCGUCAACUCUUUCGUUUUGCCCCCUUCGUGUUCGGACUGCGAUGGAGGUCCUCGCGGCCGGAGAGGAGGCCGAGGAGAGGCCGCAUCAUCGGCCGUUCCUCAUCGGUGUCAGCGGGGGAACCGCCAGCGGGAAGUCGACGGUGUGUGCCAAGAUCAUGGAGCUGCUGGGCCAGAACAAGGUGGACCACCACCAGAGGAAGGUUGCCAUCAUCAGCCAGGACUGCUUCUAUCGCGUGCUCACUGCCGAGCAGAAGGCUAAAGCUCUCAGGGGCCAGUACAACUUUGACCACCCAGAAGCCUUCGACAACGAGCUGAUGUACAAAACUCUGAAGGACAUCGUGGAGGGCAGAGUGGUUCAAGUCCCCACGUACGACUUUGUCACCCAUUCCAGAUUGGACGAGAGGAUCACGGUUUACCCGGCCGACGUGGUCCUCCUGGAAGGCAUUCUGGUCUUCUACCCGCAGAAAGUGCGAGACAUGUUCCACAUGAAGCUCUUCGUGGACACCGACUCGGACGUGCGGCUGUCUCGCAGAGUGCUACGGGACAUGACCCGAGGCCGGGACCUGGAGCAGAUCCUGUCGCAGUACACCACCUUUGUCAAGCCCGCCUUUGAGGAGUUCUGCCUGCCUACCAAGAAGUACGUGGACGUGAUCAUUCCCAGGGGAGUUGACAACAUGGUGGCCAUCAACCUGAUUGUGCAGCACAUCCAGGACAUCCUCAACGGCGACAUCUGCAAAUGGCAGCGGGGGGCCGUCAACGGGCAGGGCCAGGGCCGCCCCUUGAAGCGGGCCAUGGCGGGCGAGUGCCACCUGCAGAGCGCCAACCCGCCUGGAAAGCGGGCCCUGCUGGAGCCCAGCACUCGGCCACAUUAGCGGCCAACACCGUUUCCAGAGACCUUUAUCUGAUUUUGGGAUUUGCUGUUACACAGGCAAAGUUGUAUUUGAUAACACUCAACCGGGAAAUUUGAAAAAUGUGGAAACCUUCAAUGAGGAUUUUGGGGAAACAUCUCGUUCCCUCCUAAACAGAGAUCCACGUUGUGCUGCUUUUCCUGGUGUGCGCACUUUGGCCACCAGGGGACGGCAGAACACUAAACAGUUUCCCAUUGUGCUUAAUUCCCAUUGAAAGUUUCCAAUUUUAAAAAACGUUGCAAGCAUACAUACGCUCGGUCGGUCUUGUUGUUAGACUAAUAAGCUGAUUUAACGAUUUCUUUUGCACUGAUUGUGACCCAUCUUGUUAAUCUAUUUCAAGUUUGAACCCAGUGAGAGAUGUUUUUUGUCCACUGGAGAUUAUUCAAUGCCUUAAACACUUUCCAUGUAACAGGAAUGUUUUUUUUGUGUGUGAAUAAUAUAUAUAUAUAUAUAUAUAUAUGAUGAUGAUGAUAAAGUGUUCAUGUAUAGAAA
Syngnathus typhle (broad-nosed pipefish) is the source of this 1497-nucleotide messenger RNA. It is a transcript of the gene uck1, whose product is annotated as uridine-cytidine kinase 1. Gene Ontology annotation, molecular function: kinase activity; ATP binding. The transcript has 7 exons. The record is from RefSeq and is a predicted model, not a curated record. NCBI's taxonomy places the organism in Eukaryota, Metazoa, Chordata, Actinopteri, Syngnathiformes, Syngnathidae. Gene Ontology annotation, cellular component: cytoplasm; cytosol. Bases 139 to 969 code for a protein of 276 amino acids.